CGCAAAGCAGCAGCUUAGCACAGCAGUAAGGUUCGACAUACGGCAGGCCUCGGUCUUUUUACGGCAAUAGUCUGUAGACAUAAACAUUGCUAACGCAGAGUCGUGGAGCGCUUGUUAGUAAAUUCGGCCUGUAACCUCGCAAAAAAUGGUCAUAGCACAUGAAGCAGACCGGACUCUGUUUGUGGGCAACUUGGACUCUCAAGUCACAGAAGAGCUUUUGUUUGAGCUGUUUUUACAGGCUGGGCCUUUGAUCAAAGUAAAAAUCCCGAAGGACAACGACGGGAAUUCGAAACAGUUCGCCUUUGUGAACUUUAAACAUGAAGUUUCUGUCCCUUAUAGCAUGCACCUGCUUAGCGGCAUCCGACUUUACGGAAGGCAGCUUAACUUACAGUACAGAGCAGGCAGCAGUCAUGUUAAUCAGGAGGGAAAAAGCCCUGCGAACUCUCAGAACCCCAGUCCAGCUGACACGCCCACUCACCGUGGUGCUAGGUAUGACAGGACUCCAGAUCAGAUGAGCUCUCCAUCAUACUCUCCUCCUCAGAGCAUGCAGAGGUCUUUCUCUUCACCAGAGAGUCUUCAGAAGCAAGCGAUGAUGAACAACAUGUGGCAGGUGCAGAUGCAGCAGAUGCAGCAGUUGGCCAGUUCGUUUCAGCUUGGCAUGCAGCAGCAUCAGCAACAGUUCAGAGGAAGCUCCAGUAGCCCCUGGCAAAAAGACAGCUGGAGCCAGCGACCCGCCCACCAGCAAGACAGCGGUGGCCACUAUGGCCGAGAGCAGCGGCACGGGAGCAGCGAGCGGCACCGGAGAGACAGCCAGAGAGCUGACUUCUACCAGCACGACGACCGCGGAGGAGGCCGAAACCGAGAUUAUCCGCCUGACAGACGCAGAGAGUCGAGAGGCUGGAGGCGAUACUGAUGCUGAUACUGAUCCAGCGAGGAGGUUUUAUUUUAAAAUACUGUUAAACAAACCAGCAGUUUUGUUUUUAUAUGGUUUUCUUAAAUUACAUUUUUAAAACUCAGUUUUAACCUGAAGUUUUUUUUUUUGUUUUUUUUUUUGUAACAUAUUGUAAAGUAAUUAAAGUUUGGCAAAAGAGAUGAGCAUUUUAACUGGAAUGUAUGAGAAAAUGAUUUAUAAUCAUGUGUGUAUCUUGUAAAACAGAUGAUUAAUUUUUAUGAACUUGGGCUUCAGUCUCAGGGUGCAGCUCCCAGUAUCUGAUGUCUGUAAUUAUUAUUUUAAUACAAAAAAAAAAAAAAUCAGUGGUUUUGUAUGAUUUUUUUUUUUUUUUUUUUUUUUUUUUGAUGACUUCAUUGCUUAUUGAUCAGCCAGAUUUAUUCAAGCAUUUGCCACAUGCUAAUUCAGCUCUGCAUUCAGGUCACAUAGUUCUGGUGACUGGAUGUCAUGACUAUGUGUGUGCUGAAUGCUUUAGUAAAUUAAGGCCAUGAUGUACUUUACCAGCAGGGGAUGUACUUUAGAGCAGCUGUAUGAGAAAUAAACAGUGUGAUUUCUCAGGAGUUUCUAAUGAUCAAAGUUUCUAAUGAUUUCUCUGGUGCUUUUUACAUUUUUUUUUUUUUUUUUGAAAAGGUUUCUAUUGAAAAAAAUAUUCUAACAUGUAUACAGGCUGUAUACCAUGUGCUGUAACUUUCUCCACUGUAAAUACAGCUUCAUUUUUAAGGUA
Messenger RNA from Pangasianodon hypophthalmus (striped catfish), 1673 nucleotides. It is a transcript of the gene rbm7, whose product is annotated as RNA binding motif protein 7. Lineage: Eukaryota; Metazoa; Chordata; Actinopteri; Siluriformes; Pangasiidae. Gene Ontology annotation, cellular component: nucleus. The transcript is spliced from 5 exons. The record is from RefSeq and is a predicted model, not a curated record. Gene Ontology annotation, biological process: regulation of alternative mRNA splicing, via spliceosome. Bases 146 to 913 code for a protein of 255 amino acids. Gene Ontology annotation, molecular function: single-stranded RNA binding.